Myotis davidii is the source of this 678-nucleotide messenger RNA. It is a transcript of the gene LCN2, whose product is annotated as lipocalin 2. Bases 1 to 675 code for a protein of 224 amino acids. The transcript is spliced from 7 exons. Lineage: Eukaryota; Metazoa; Chordata; Mammalia; Chiroptera; Vespertilionidae. Gene Ontology annotation, molecular function: small molecule binding. The record is from RefSeq and is a predicted model, not a curated record.
AUGCACAAUCCUGACCGUGGAGAAAGGGCCAGAAAUCUCACCGAAUGUUCCCUGCCCAGUUGCCUCAGCCCGCAACCAUGCCCCCGCGGUCUCCUGUGGCUGGGCCUCACCCUCCUGGGGGCCCUGCAGACCCAGGCCCGGGACUCCAUCCCAAACCUGAUCCCAGCCCCACCUCUGUCCAGGGUCCCGCUGCAGCCAAACUUCCAAGAUGACCAGUUCCAGGGGAAGUGGUACGUCGUGGGCCUGGCAGGGAAUAUCAUUUCAAAGGAAGACCAAGGGUUUAAGAUGUACACCACCAACUAUGACCUGAAAGAAGACCGCAGCUACAAUGUCACCUCCACCCUGCUCAGGAACCAGCGCUGCGACUACUUUGUCAGAACUUUUGUCCAAACUUCCCAGCCCGGCCAGUUCAGCCUGGGCAACAUAGAGGCUUACCCUCCACUGCAGAGCUACACCGUGCGAGUGGCGGCCACCGACUACAACCAGUUCGCCAUGGUGUUCUUCGAGUAUGUUUCCCAAAACCAGAAGUCCUUCAAGAUCACCCUCUACGGACGGACCAAGGAGCUGCCCCCUGAGCUGAAGGAGAACUUCAUCCGCUUUGUCAAAUCCCUGGGCCUCACCGAUGACAACAUCGUCUUCCCUGUCCCAAUCGACAAGUGCAUCGAUGACCAGUGAGCA